AUGUUUCUAGGCCUCGGACGUACCGCAAACCUUAGUGCACCGAGAAGUGCCACUGAGCCUCGACAUGGCCGAAAACCAAGUAUGACAUUACCAAGUAGUGUCGUCAAGCCAGAGCGUUACCCAAAACCAAUUGUGAGUGUGCCGAGUAGUACUUCUGUCCCAAAAUCUGACAGGAAAUCAAAGCCAACUGGGCCUCUAGAUUACCGCAAAGCAAGUUUGAGUGUGGCUAGCAGUGAUAUUGAGCCUCGAUGCGACCGGAAACAAAGUGCAAGCACAUCAGAGAGUACCGCUGAACGAAAACGUGAGCGAGAUGAUGAAAGACAGUAUGAAAAUAUCGGAAUCUUCUUGAUGACAAAACCUGUUCUAAGUGAUGAACCUGAGGUGAAAGAGAACAUUGCAUACAGAUGCGUUGAGAUCCCAAGUUCCGAGUAUGCUGUACCACAGAUUCGACCACAGCAGCGUCUCCAGAGGGCAAGGCACGCUCCUCCACGUCCCAGUGAAGUACAGGCUGUUGAGGCUUACGCUAAAAGCACUCUUUAAACAGCUACAAAAGACCUAUCAGGAUACAAUGUUUUCCUUUUGUUCACUAAUUUUAAUGUUAACUUUUGGUGUUUUUGAGUCUCCUUUUGCACACGGAACAUGUAGUUUUGUUGUGGAUAUUAUACACAAGAACAAUAAUCUAAGAUCUACCCGC
Molecule: messenger RNA, 694 nt
Organism: Geodia barretti
Lineage: Eukaryota; Metazoa; Porifera; Demospongiae; Tetractinellida; Geodiidae
Source: the annotation of a GenBank genome assembly